AUGCUAGCAUGCCUAUUUAGUGUAGUAUGUGGUGGUGCUCUUUUGAUGGAUAGACUGGUGGGGGCUGUUGAAAGGAUCCUUUCUUGCUGGACUGCUUUAAAUUUGGCUCUGGAAUCAGGUUGGGGUGGUAAGGAUAGUCAAUUAAAGCGUAGUCAAUUGAAAACGCUAUUAAUUGACUAUUUAUGUGCCCAUAAAACUGUAUAUGCUGACGAAAUACAAGAAAUAUUGUUCAAUUUUAUGAAUGACUCAUUCUAUACGAAUCUGGAAGAUAACAGUGAUAAGGAAAUAGCAGACAUUUUAACUACACUCCAUGGCCAACUGCAAAAUGGCGAUUUAACACUUUUAAACGCCUUAGAAACACAAAUUAACCCUUGCAAAAUUGAUAUAUGUCAACCUAACCAAUCAGAUUCUUCAUCAUGUGAUGAAGAAUCUCAAUCUGAUUAUGAACCAUAA
This is a messenger RNA of Babesia microti strain RI, 453 nucleotides long. RefSeq names its product TSR2, pre-rRNA-processing protein TSR2. Gene Ontology annotation, cellular component: nucleus. Gene Ontology annotation, biological process: maturation of SSU-rRNA from tricistronic rRNA transcript (SSU-rRNA, 5.8S rRNA, LSU-rRNA). Lineage: Eukaryota; Apicomplexa; Aconoidasida; Piroplasmida; Babesiidae. The coding region runs from base 1 to 453 and encodes 150 amino acids. The transcript is spliced from 4 exons. The record is from RefSeq and is a predicted model, not a curated record.